Molecule: messenger RNA, 3214 nt
Organism: Musa acuminata subsp. malaccensis (wild Malaysian banana)
Lineage: Eukaryota; Viridiplantae; Streptophyta; Magnoliopsida; Zingiberales; Musaceae
Product: pentatricopeptide repeat-containing protein At2g13600-like
Molecular function (GO): protein binding
Source: RefSeq, a predicted model, not a curated record
GUCCAUAAGAGUUGACACGCAUUUUAACUCGAAGAGGUCUCGAGUCGAACACAUUGGCUACAGACUACCGUUUUGGAUAAGAGCGGUGGCUGCGCUGAUUCAAACUAUGAGGCAAUAAAGGGAGGGAAUGAACCGGAGCCAGCGGAAGCUGAGGCUAAACCCGUUGCUCCCACUCCUUCAAACCCGUCUCUGCCACCACCUCCAUGUCCUCUCCCAUCUCCGCACCCUCAAGCGGAGACUCGCCGCCGGCGGCUCCCUCAGGUCCCCCAAGUCCUUCAAAUCCUAUGCCGAGACCUGCGCCUCCCUCCUCCGCCUAUGCUCCGCCGACGGCCACCUCUCCGCCCUCGGCCUCGCCCUCCACGGCCACGCCCUCCGCGCUGGCGUCUCCUCCGACCGAUCCGUCUCUUCCAAGCUCCUCGCCAUGUACGCCCUCGCCGGCCACCCCGCAGACCGCGACCUCUUCCUCGCCGAGCGCUGCCGGCCCCCAGACAUCUUCUCCCGCAACCUCAUGGUCGCCUACAGCGCUCGCUCAGGUGACCUGGCUACCGCUCGCCUCUUGUUCGACGGAAUGCCCGAUAGGAACGCCGUCACCUGGACUCUCAUGGUCGACGGACACAUGAAGCGCGGCAGCGUCGGUGAGGCGGCCGGCUACUUCGAGAGGUGCCCUUACAAGACCGUCAUCUGCUUCACUGCGUACAUAAGCGGGUUCGUCCUGAAUGGGCUGCACCUCGACGCCCUGGUGCACUUCCGCCGUAUGCUUGCGUCCGGUCUCAUGCCGAACGAGGUGACGUUUACCUGCGUCCUCAAGGCUUGCGUGGGAGCGGGCGAGUUCGAGCUGGGGAAGAGCGUCGUGGGGCUAAUCGUCAAGACCAACUUCGAUGGGCAUGUGUCGGUGCAGAACUCGUUGAUCACUCUGUAUCUGAGGAUGGGUGAUGUGGAUGUGGCGAGGACUGUGUUCGACCAGAUGGAGGAACGGGACGUCGUCUCGUGGACGGCCAUUCUUGAUGUCUACGCGCAGAUGGGAGACUUGAAGGAAGCGCGUCGAAUCUUUGAAGAGAUGCCAGAGAGAAACGAGGUAUCUUGGAGCACGAUGAUCGCAAGGUAUGGUCAGAGCGGGGAAGCAUUGGAAGCCAUAAAUCUUUUUCGCUUCAUGCUUCACGAUGGUCAGAGGCCGAACGUCUCCUGUUUAGCCAGUGCCAUCAGCGCUUCAUCUGGCUGUGAGAAUUUGCUCUUUGGGAGUGGCGUCCAUUGCCACGCAUUGAAGGUUGGGUUUGAAACCGAUGUUUUUGUCGGGAGCUCUCUGAUUGAUAUGUAUUGUAAGUGCAAAGACGUGGCAGAUGGACGCCGGGUUUUUGACUUGAUCCCGGAGAAGAACAUAGUAUGCUGGAACUCGAUGGUAGCAGGUUACAGCUGUAAUGAUCGGAUAGAAGAAGCUGAAGAGCUUUUCAAAGCAAUGACCAAGAGGAAUAUUGCAUCUUGGAAUGCAAUGAUCUCAGGUUAUGCAGAGAACGGACAAUUCAUGCGGGCGCUGGAAACAUUUGAUAACCUGCUGGUUUCAGAACUACCACCAAGCCAGAUGACUUUUUCCAGUGUGCUUCUUGCUUGUGCAUCCCUGUGUUCAUUAGAUAAAGGAAAGAACCUCCAUGGUAGGAUUGUGAAGAUUGGCAUUCAGCAUGAGGUUUUCAUUGGAACAGCACUUGUAGAUAUGUAUGCAAAAUGUGGAGACAUCGAGAGUACCAAGAGAGUGUUUCAUGGGAUGCCUGAGAAGAACGAGGUCUCCUGGUCUGCAAUGAUCCAGGGGCUUGCGGACAAUGGUUUCGCAGAGGAGUCCAUAACCAUGUUUGAAGAAAUGAAAAGAGCAGCAAUAGCUCCAACAGAUCCUACAUUUUUGUCUGUUCUAUUUGCUUGCUCACAUUGCGGUUUGGUUGAUAAGGGUUUGCAGUAUUUUGACUCAAUGGAAGAGAUCUACGGCAUCUCACCUAACACGAGACACUAUAGCUGCGUUAUUGAUUUACUUGCUCGAGCUGGUCAUCUGAGAGAAGCUGAAGAGAUAAUCAGCACAAUGCCCAUUAAGCCAGAAGCUAAUUCAUGGGCCGCUCUGUUGAGUGCUUGUUCCACUUUUAGGGAUGAAGAGACUGGGGAGAGGGUUGCCAAGAGGUUGUGGGAAUUGGAGAAAGAGAAUACAGCUGGUUAUGUCUUGCUUUCAAACAUAUAUGCUUCGUGCGGGAGAUGGAAAGAUGUAGCAAAGGUGAGAACUCAGAUGAGACGAUUAGGAAAGAAGAAGGUGGGAGGGUGCAGUUCAAUUCAGAUAAGAGAUCAGUUCCAUACAUUCUUUAGUUGGGAUGUAAUGCAUCCAAAAUCAUCAAAGGUAUACGAUGUUUUGGAGUUAGUGAUGUCAGAAAUGACAGAUUAUAAAUUACAACAUACCUGAUUCUACUAGUUCGAUGUAUCAAUCGUGUGUCAGGAGGCCACAAUAAGCAAAAGGCUGCCUGUUCUCAUGAAAGGAAUGAUUGAUGAGUUCAAUGGAGUAAUUAUAAGCUGAUUUACUAGAAUCAAUAACCUUCUGAAUUCACAACAUUAGUAGAGAAUAAUUGUCAGUGAUUAUUCUUUUAAGUGAUGAUAUGCGAUAAGGUUAUUCCAAUUCAUGUUGAUUAGUAACAUGCUGUUAAGACAAACUUUCAAGUACAUGGUGAAGUUUAAGGCUCUAGGGUUAUUGAUGCUGAAAAUCUAGUGAUAGUUUUCACUGAUUACAGAAUAGGACCUAAAAUUUUAGUCAGCAUGCCUUGUGUUCUUCACCACAUCUCUAGAAAGGUUAUAAUGAGGUCAGAAAUGCGAUGAAAGAGGUGGGUAUGAUGAUGCUGAUUCUUUUGAAUUCUAAAGAAUGGAUCUUUUGCACAUGGAGGGCCUUAAAUAAAAAUUCAGAGGAUGGUAUUCAAAAUCACUGGCAUGAUAGAUUUCAGAUCAUAAGCCUUCUGAGCAAGGGACUGAAUCUUUAGAUUUUGGGAAGUCCAGAGAGGAAAAUAAGGAUAGCAACCAGUGCACCAAAGCCUCAUUGGUGUUGUUAAGUUGUUGAGGCUCAAGUUUCUGGGGUUCAAUCAUAAACAUUCUAUUUCCUGGUUGGACUGUUAGAAAACAAUUUUUUUGGAACAGAUGGCAACUCCUCCUAUGUGCUCAGCAAGUCACAUGCUUGCCUCUAGUGGAACUAAGAUUAUUU